CGCCGGGUUGCGGGCCCUGAGCGCCGCGGGGGGCGCGCACCAUGAACUCGUGGGACGCGGGCCUGGUGGGGCUGCUGGUGGGCACGAUGGGCGUCUCGCUGCUGUCCAACGCGCUGGUGCUGCUCUGCCUGCUGCACAGCGCGGACAUCCGCCGCCAGGCGCCGGCGCUCUUCACCCUGAACCUCACGUGCGGGAACCUGCUGUGCACCGUGGUCAACAUGCCGCUCACGCUGGCCGGCGUCGUGGCGCAGCGGCAGCCGGCGGGCGACCGCCUGUGCCGCCUGGCUGCCUUCCUUGACACCUUCCUGGCGGCCAACUCCAUGCUCAGCAUGGCCGCACUCAGCAUCGACCGCUGGGUGGCCGUGGUCUUCCCGCUGAGCUACCGGGCCAAGAUGCGCCUCCGCGACGCGGCGCUCAUGGUGGCCUACACGUGGCUGCACGCGCUCACCUUCCCAGCCACCGCGCUCGCCCUGUCCUGGCUCGGCUUCCACCAGCUGUACGCCUCGUGCACGCUGUGCAGCCGGCGGCCGGACGAGCGCCUGCGCUUCGCCGUCUUCACUGGCGCCUUCCACGCUCUCAGCUUCCUGCUCUCCUUCGUCGUGCUCUGCUGCACGUACCUCAAGGUGCUCAAGGUGGCCCGCUUCCAUUGCAAGCGCAUCGACGUGAUCACCAUGCAGACGCUCGUGCUGCUCGUGGACCUGCACCCCAGUGUGCGGGAACGCUGUCUGGAGGAGCAGAAGCGGAGGCGACAGCGAGCCACCAAGAAGAUCAGCACCUUCAUAGGGACCUUCCUUGUGUGCUUCGCACCCUAUGUGAUCACCAGGCUAGUGGAGCUCUUCUCCACCGUGCCCAUCGGCUCCCACUGGGGGGUGCUGUCCAAGUGCUUGGCCUACAGCAAGGCCGCGUCCGACCCCUUUGUGUACUCCUUACUGCGACACCAGUACCGCAAAAGCUGCAAGGAGAUUCUGAACAGGCUCCUGCACAGACGCUCCAUCCACUCCUCUGGCCUCACGGGCGACUCUCACAGCCAGAACAUUCUGCCGGUGUCUGAGUGAAGGACCACGCUCCUGCUGAAGAGUUUAGAAUGAGGCAGCGGUGAGAAGAAGGGAGGGAGGGCGUGGGGGCCCCUGGGUGGACACCACCAGCUGCCAGUCCCUGGCACGCCCAGUGAUCCUGGUUCCCUGGCUUGUAGAGGCUCCAGAGCCUGCUUCCUGAUUCCUCAAGGGCAGACAUUGGACACUCACUAUUUGUCACCAAAGGAUGACUGUGGGCCGUGUGCUGGCCUUUCUUUCUAAGAAGCUCCUUUGAGCUCCUGGACUCACCUGAGGCUCCCUGGGGGAUGACACUCAGUUCUGUCACUGUCAAGGAUGCAGAGAGCUGAUGGUAGGUGGGGAGCAUGGUGUCCACCUGCCUGCUGACCACUGGGCGCUACUCCAUGCUGAAGAAAAGUGACAGUCUCCAGGGGACAUUUCAGCCAUGCUGAAAGGGAGGCUGGCAGUGGUCAUUUGGCCCGGAUCUAACAUGGCACCUCGUCUCCACAGGGUAGUGACGGCUGCUUCAACCCAAAUAUUAUUCAGCUGGUACUAACGACAUUGUGCCCAGCUGGGACUCUUGGGCUCUGUGCCUGAGGGAAAACGUUUCACAACUAGUGGCUGCCCAAUUGCUGCUGACCAGUUGUCUUAGAAAUGGUCAAUUGGAUUCAACUUGUGUCCUCUCCUUCCCCCUAAAAGCGAAUGUUUGUGUGUGCAGACAAUCUCAGCAUGAAAAUGGUUUAAAUAGGCUGGUCCUACAUGUAUUAGGUUCUUUCAAGUUUGACUGGGAGGUCACAUUUUUCUGAUUUACAAGUCCCAAUUGUUGGAGCUCAGUAAAGGCAGGAGGAAGGUGGCUGGUUAGUCCCCCUCCCC
Molecule: messenger RNA, 1904 nt
Organism: Rhinopithecus roxellana (golden snub-nosed monkey)
Lineage: Eukaryota; Metazoa; Chordata; Mammalia; Primates; Cercopithecidae
Gene: GPR26
Product: G protein-coupled receptor 26
Exons: 3
Coding region: 42-1055 (337 amino acids)
Biological process (GO): adenylate cyclase-activating G protein-coupled receptor signaling pathway
Cellular component (GO): membrane
Molecular function (GO): G protein-coupled receptor activity
Source: RefSeq, a predicted model, not a curated record